UUUAACAAGAGUACCUCGUUCCAUCCCUCUGGUCAUGCUAUCAUCCUUUAUGGGUUCUUACCCUCCUCUGCUUCCGACCAGGAGACAGGUCUGUGAGUUGGAAUAAUCACUCGAACAACAUUUUUUCACGAAACUGCGACCACUGACCAAGACGGCUUACGGGCGCAGCUCAACUGGGAGAGUUGCAGAGAUUAUGACAAUGGGGGUUUCCACUCAGAGUGGUCUUAUUAGUCCCUGUUGCCCGCCUUCUAUCUGGUUGUCCUCGUCUUACCGGCGCCGCUCAACUACAGUGACUGCUUUCCUUAAAGGUUUUUCGAAUUCCAGUAAAGACUUACACAGCUCAACCUGUUUGCUCGUCCAUAAUUCAAGUGUUUUGACUGGCUGGCGGAAACUACACCAUCUGCAGCAUGCUAAUGGCCCUCAAUGCAAUAUUGCUCUUUUUAGUAGUUCUCUUCAAUUUAAACGAGGUUUAAAUUUUUCUACGAGGUCAUGUGCAAAAAAGGAUACUGUGGAUUUAUUGGAUGAACAAAAAAGUUUCCAUCCAUCACCUAAAUGGUUUUCCCAGGUGGAAAAAAGUAAAACUUCUAGCCUCAGCAACUGCAAUACUCUUGAUACUGUGUUUCCUCGCACCAAUGAACACAUCAAUCCAUGGCUCAAGGAAGCAGAAAGAGUGAAAGAAAUUAGGUUGAGAAUUUGUCAAAAUAUUGAGAACCACAAUGUGAGGCCUGAGAUCCCAAAAGACCAAAGUAGUGCAAAAGACAAGCAGGUUGAGCAUGAUGAGGUUAAUACUGGGAGUGCUGAUGAUAAACUAGAGUUUCCCGGUCUUUCCUGUAGUUCUGGAGUAAAUGAUCUUUCUGGAAGAGGGGAUUUCCGUGGCUCAUUCAACCGAGGGUCUGUCUCAGAUAACAAACAAGCUCCUUCACAAGAAGUAGUUUUGAUUGAGGAUAUAAGCAAGGAAACCUUGAGGGAACAUUUGAUUGGUGAGGACCUGAAUUCACAUCGGAAAGCUUCAAAUGAAGUAGGCCAUAACAACAAUGGGACAAAGAAUUGGGACUACCCCACUUUUGAUCACCCAAGGCAAGUUGGUUCAUCAGUAAUGCAAAACAAAGGUGAACUGAAUGGCUCAUUUUCACACCAACCCUUAGAGUAUAGUAAAGAGAGACCUUCAACUGUAGCUAGAUUCAAUGAAGCAACUAAAAGGGAUCCAUCCAAUGGAAAAUCUCUUGUUGUCAAUGGCGAAUCAGUUGAAACUUAUGUUGUACCGAUAAAUCUCAAUGAAAAAGAUGGUAUUCAUCCACUGGAGCAUCGACGGAGGCUUGAAUGCAUCUAUGAUAAAGUUCUUGUGGUUGACCAUAUUUCGGUUGCAAGGGAUAUUGUGAGAAAGCUUACAACACAGUACAAGGGUCUUGUCUAUGCAUGUGAUACAGAGGUAGCUAAGAUUGACGUAAAGCAGGAAACUCCUGUUGAUCAUGGUGAAGUCAUUUGUUUCAGUAUUUAUUCUGGACCAACUUUUGACUUAGGAAAUGGAAAGUCUUGUAUCUGGGUAGAUGUUCUUGAUGGUGGUGGUAGGGAUAUUUUGAGAGAAUUUGCUCCAUUCUUCGAGGACCCUUCCAUUAAAAAGGUUUGGCACAACUAUAGUUUUGAUAGUCAUGUUAUAGAGAACUACGGGCUUAAGCUUUCAGGCUUCUAUGCUGAUACAAUGCAUAUGGCACGGCUUUGGGAUUCUUCAAGACGAAUGUUAGGUGGCUAUUCUCUUGAAGCGCUCACAAGGGACCCAAAGAUAAUGUCUAAUGCUCAAAAAUGCAGUGAGGGAGAACUGAUUGGUAAGAUAUCAAUGAAGACAAUCUUUGGUAAGAAAAAGAUAAAGAAAGAUGGAUCUGAAGGCAAGCUUAUCGCUAUUCUUCCAGUUGAGGAGCUUCAAAGGAAAGAAAGGGUACACUGGAUUUGCUACUCUGCUUUAGAUUCAAUAAGCACACUAAAGCUUUUUGAGAGCUUGCAAAGAAAGCUAAUUACUGAAGACUGGAUUCUUGAUGGGGUUUACAGAGGAUCAAGGUAUGAUUUUUAUGAGGAGUAUUGGCGUCCAUUUGGUGAGCUUUUGGUCCAAAUGGAGACUGAAGGAAUGCUGGUUGAUCGGGCAUACCUUGCAGAGAUAGAGAAGUUGGCCACUGUAGAAAAAGAAGUUGCUGGAGAUAGAUUUCGAAAGUGGGCUUCUAGGUAUUGUCCUGAUACUAUCUACAUGAAUGUUGGAAGUGAUGCACAGCUAAGGCAGCUCUUUUUCGGUGGCAUAACUAACAGUAAGGACCCUAAUGAAAGCCUUCCAAUGUCGAGGACUUUUAAAGUGCCUAAUGUUGAUAAUGUGAUUGAAGAGGGGAAGAAAGUGGCAAAAAAAUAUCGUAAUAUUACACUGUGUAACCUUGGUGUUGAAAUGCAAACGGAGAUGUAUACAGCUACUGGUUGGCCCUCAGUUAGUGGAGAUGCCCUGAAGGUCCUCGCUGGAAAGGUCUCUGCUGAAUAUGAUUUGAUUAAUGAUGCAUAUGAACCUCAGUCAGAUGGAAAUGAUGACUUUCCUCCAGAACAGAUGGUCAAUGAAGUUGAGGAAAAGCAAGCUACUUGUGUUAGUGAAGAGAACAUAGAUAUCUCUUUUUAUGGAACAGCUUAUGCUGCAUUUGGAGAGGGCAAGGAGGGAAGGGAGGCUUGCCAGGCCAUUGCUGCUCUAUGUCAAGUCUGCUCUAUUGACUCCUUGAUAUCCAACUUCAUACUCCCUUUGCAGGGCACUCACAUAUCAGGCAAGGAUGACCGUGUCCAUUGUUCCUUAAAUAUAAACACUGAGACUGGUCGUCUAUCAGCCAGGAGACCAAAUUUGCAGAAUCAGCCUGCUUUGGAGAAGGACCGGUACAAAAUUCGCCAGGCAUUCAUAGCUGCACCUGGAAACUCUCUUAUUGUCGCUGAUUAUGGACAGCUGGAACUUAGGAUUCUGGCACAUCUUGCAAACUGUAAGAGCAUGUUGGAAGCCUUCAAGGCCGGUGGUGAUUUUCAUUCAAGGACAGCAAUGAAUAUGUACCCACAUAUUCGUGAAGCAGUAGAACAAAAAAGAGUUUUGCUUGAAUGGCAACCUCAGCCUGGUGAAGAGAAACCCCCAGCUCCCCUAUUGAAGGAUGCCUAUGCUUCUGAAAGAAGGAAAGCCAAAAUGCUCAACUUUUCCAUUGCAUAUGGGAAAACACCUGUGGGGCUUGCCCGAGAUUGGAAGGUUUCAGUUAAGGAAGCAAAGGCAACAGUAGCUCUCUGGUACAAGGAGAGGCAAGAAGUUUUGAAAUGGCAAGAAGAGCGGAAAAAGGAAGCACAGAUCACGCAGCAAGUACACACAUUGCUAGGACGUGCUCGCCAUUUUCCUUCUAUGGCCCAUGCUAGUAAAUUUCAACGAGGUCACAUUGAGAGAGCAGCUAUUAAUACCCCUGUGCAGGGUAGUGCUGCCGAUGUUGCUAUGUGUGCCAUGCUAGAAAUAUCAAGGAAUACACAAUUGAAAGAGCUUGGGUGGAAGCUGCUUUUGCAGGUCCACGAUGAAGUGAUACUGGAGGGACCAACGGAAUCAGCAGAGGUUGCCAAAGCCAUAGUUGUUGAUUGCAUGUCCAAGCCCUUCUACGGCAAAAAUUUUCUCAAAGUUGACUUAUCUGUUGAUGCCAAGUGUGCACAGAAUUGGUAUGCAGCCAAGUAAACAAAGUGGCCUGUUGUCAUGGAUUUGGUUCAAAACCCAUGGUUCUUAGUCACUCGGGACUCAAUGGACUGAAUUGGCACCAUCACAGGCCAAGAUCAUCAAUGUUAAUGCUAAUGUUUUUGUCCAACAUGGCUAAAUUGUGCCGGAAUCUUGGUAGUUCAAGCUCGCUUUGAUUUCACAUUUUGAUCAUGAUGCAAACACAAUUUAGGCAGGGCUGAGGAAGUUUGGUUGCUGCUCUAUUGGCUUCUUCCUUUUUGGGGUGAUUGAA
Messenger RNA from Telopea speciosissima, 3980 nucleotides. RefSeq names its product DNA polymerase I A, chloroplastic/mitochondrial-like. Bases 194 to 3712 code for a protein of 1172 amino acids. The transcript has 12 exons. Gene Ontology annotation, molecular function: DNA binding; DNA-directed DNA polymerase activity; 3'-5' exonuclease activity. The record is from RefSeq and is a predicted model, not a curated record. Gene Ontology annotation, biological process: DNA-templated DNA replication; double-strand break repair. NCBI's taxonomy places the organism in Eukaryota, Viridiplantae, Streptophyta, Magnoliopsida, Proteales, Proteaceae.